Cladocopium goreaui is the source of this 1380-nucleotide messenger RNA. The record is from the annotation of a GenBank genome assembly. NCBI's taxonomy places the organism in Eukaryota, Dinophyceae, Suessiales, Symbiodiniaceae.
AUGGCGCGUGAGCCCUUUUGGCAGCGCUGCCAACGGCUUUGGCACGAAGGUGUGGUGCCGUUGCGACCAAGUCUUUGCAGUGAACGACUUGCGCCCCUUUUGCGGGAGCACUCUGAGUUCGCCAUGGCUCAGGAGGUCUUACAUGCUAGAGUUCCAAUUCUCAAGCUUUGUUUUGAGGGUGAGUUAGAAGUAGAUCUCUCGUGCCACAAUACACUUCCAUUGCAAAAUACAAAGCUUCUCAAGGCAUAUUCCAGCUUGGAUGAAAGGGUUCGGGAUCUCGUGAUUACAGUGAAGCUCUGGGCAAAGGCCCACGAAGUUUGCGGUGCAUCCCAGUCGCACCUGUCGUCCUACGCACUGACCUUGAUGGCCAUCUACUUCAUGCAGGUUCACCCAAAGAUCAAGCUCGUGAUGCUUCCUGUUGGACUUUUUAAGGAGGAUGGGAACCCCGAUGUAGAGCAGAAGGUCAAGGCAGCCCGCAGCUCCUGGAACUGUUCGCUCUCGCUUGGGCAGAUGGUGCUCCGUUUCUUUCAAUUCUACAGCCAGGAGUUUUCUUGGGGAAAGGAGGUCGUUUCUGUUCGCUUCGGGCAGCGGAUUAGUAGCAACGAGACCGUGCUUCAAAAGUUGAAGGGAAGGCAUUGCGAUCGCCUGCAUGUGGAGGAUCCCGUGGACGAGUCGAGGAACCUGAACUGUGUGCUUGGAGAGAUGCAGGAGAUGUGCUUGUUGCAAAACAUUCAGGCUACUUAUGCCAGGCUGCAAAAACAUGAAGGUUCGUGGUUGGUGUUUCCACCGCAGAGGGCGGCCAAAGAGGAACCACAUGCAGGGGGCGAGCCGGCAGCCAGACCUGGGCGUAAGCUCUCGGUCCAUGACCACUUGCCAAUCGGACAAGAGAGGAUGCCGGCACCAACUGCUGCGGAGGCUUUGCGCCACACAGAUGCAGAGGUCACUGCAAACACACGGACCCACAGCCUUAGUGAGGCUAGCACUGCCGCCAGCUGUGCUUCCAGCACAGACGAGGCCACGAAUGAACAUCAGGAUCAUAUUGGAGUACGAGCCGCAGACACUGGCGCCUACUUGGAGGCCCCAAAUGGCGGGGCCAUGCGCGGCCAUCGCCACGCCAAGGAGUCGAGGAAUGGCCGCGAAAGCGGCACAGAGGCAUGUUGGAUGCCAGGACCGAUGGACAAGGGCUUUGCUCGCGGCUAUGGCCAACAUCCAGAGCACGCGAUGCAUGAGCACUUGAUGGUGGAUCAAGGGCAGGAGGCAGGCAAGUCCAUCCUCCGGCUCGUGAAGUCAGAUGUUCAGCAACCCGCCGACACAGGGCGCGCGUGGGCCCCCGCCUCGCCGCCAGUUCCGAGUUCAACGUUACUGCCACAGCCGCCAUAG